GUGUACCGCUUUAAAAGUAAAUACUUAUAGAAAAUAUUGAUAUUUCUGCAUAACAUUAUUAUGGGUACGUUUUAUCUGUAUAUAAAUUUGUUUAAAAUGGAGAUAAUUAUAAGGUGUUUUUUUUUUUUUUUGCAACAAUUUUAAAAAUUAAUAAAUUGAAUUAAAAUUAAAAUUGUAAACAUGCGACUUACUCACUAGUAAACUAGUCACUAAAAAAUUAAACAAUCUAUCUCGUGUAGUGUGUAUAGUGUAGUAUAGUACUAUUAUAGUAUUUAGUCUAGUUGCUAGCUUUAAAAAGUCUGAGACUUGACUGCACAAAUUAGGCCUAGCUAUUCUCAAACUAUUCUGAUUAUAUGAAUUAUGACUGUAGUUAUUAGAAUAUAAAUAUAGAUUCACACUAAACAGGAUAGGCCUACUCUCAAACUCUAUUAACUAUUACUAUUACUUAAUAGUAUUACUUUUGUUGUUACUAGAACUAAUGUAGAGUGUGUACUUUUUAUUAUUUUGUUCAUUUAAAAGGUUAAAUAAGUGUUAAUUAUAAUAUAUUAUACUACUUUUAGGAUAAGGUCUAAGGACUACUUUUACUUUUACUACUUCUCAAAACAAUGAGAAUAGGCCUACUUGUUCAGUACUUUUUUUUAAUACUGCCAUGCCACAACUUAAACACUUUUUUAUACUAGUACUGCUCGACAGUGACGUCGCUAGGGCUGGUGCUGACUGCCAGUAGAAGACAGACUGAUGCAUGAAAGUGCUACCCCUCCAUGUCCAUAUAUUUAAAAAUUGUAAAUAGUGGUGCCGCUUCAGACCCUCCCCCACGUCCCCAUCCCCCUGCUUCUCGCUGAUUACUACUACUAAUAGAGAUUAGACAAUACUAAGCCCCUUCGGCUUACCCUGUUAAUUUUAUUGAGUAUUAUCAGAAAUGAGUAUAGGCAUUGUUGGUAAAAUUUGAAAUCGUAUUUUACUUUUUAGCCUAGUGAAUGCACUUCAUUUGAAAUGGCCAGCAUAUUUUAUUAAUUUUUUAAUUUGUGUCUGUGUGUGUAUGAAUUGGAUUGACCAGGUCAGAGAACUGUACCACACGAAAGACUGUGAUGCUCUCUCCCCAAACUUAAUAUUGAUAGUCAUAAUGUUAAAUUGCAACGGCAAGGCAUGUACUGAGUAAAUAAAUGCUUACAGCAUGAAAUCUCUGACCAAAUUAGCUUCUGACCUUGAUGGUUGAUGUUUUGUACAUAAGGUUUAUCACCAUCCCAUUGGAUCCAGCUGUUUCCACAUAGUUGGAGAUGAUUAUGCUCUAUAAUGAAUAAGUGAAAUUCAACUGUUUAAUUCCAUUUAAUCAAAAUCUUGCGACACUCCUGUCAAUGUUUUGAGACACCACUUCUAGUUGACAGUUGCUGCCCUACACCUUUCCGCACAGUGGUCUAGAAAGGGUUAAUAUAUGUUUAUUGAGAUAAAACAGUUUCAACUUCAAAGUGAUUCUAAUUUAUCUGCUAGAUUUAAGUCUUAUCUACAUUUUUCUAAUAUUAGUAAAAUUUUAUCUAAGUGUUUUACAUCUUUAUCAUUUUUACUAGGCUGACCAUUUAUUGAGAAGUCAUGCCAGAUUGUGAGACCCAAGACAUUUGGCCCAACAUAUUAUCUUUUCCAUCUUCAAAACCAUUAAAAUUAUCAAAAACUGAAAUAAAAAUAUUACAAAACAUCUGAGCUCUUGAUAAAGUGCUCUGCCCUGUGGAAUGCUCACCAUCAAGUCUCUUCAUGACCGCAUUGCUCAGAUCUAUUAUACACAUGGAUUAUUUUGUGCUAGUCAUCCAUUUGCUACAAUCAUCUCCGUCAUCUUUGUAGUUUUUGUAACAUGGUAAAUAUCACUACAGUGUUAUCUAUAUAUUAUUUAUGCUUGUGGGGUCAGGAGAGGACCAUAUUAGAUUUUGUGUAGAUUGCUGAUGGACUUAAAAAAUAACAAUUACAUUUAUUUUGAAAUAUAAAAAAAUUAAAAAUUAUUAUCAAUUUGUGAACUUUUAUAAUUUAACAAAAAAACAAUUUUUUUUUCCAUCAACCAUAAAUGGAUCUACAUAUUUAAUUGCAAAAAAUGUUAAAUAAAUAACUUUUUCUUAUGGAUGUUAUAAUUUUACUUUUUAUCAGGGAUCAAAUUAAAGUCAGUUAAUAUAUAAAGAUUUUUUUUUUCCUUUAUUCAGUUAUCCAUUGAGCAAUCUACCACUGCCUGGCAACACACCUAUAGAACACAGGACUCCAAAGUUAGGCUUCACACAAGGCAGUAGUUCUCAAGCUUUUUUGCCAGAUGGCACUGUUGAUGAUAAAAAGCCAAGAUGGGUAGGUAGAUGUGUGAUAAGUUUAUAGUGUGCCUAAUGUAAAUUAAAACUGUCUUCUACUUAUGAUUUCAUUUACUUUUAUAGUUAUCUGUUUUAAAAAAAAAUGCUUUCUUCAUCAAUAUUAGUUUGUUGGAGAACCAGUGGCAUAUGUUCAACAAGUUGUGGUCAAGUCUGCAGUAUCACCAUGGUCACAGAAUCUGAUUGCCUCAGAUGCUUUCCGAGGCCCAUUAGCAUCUGUCUUCAAAGUCAUUCAGGAAUUGGAGAGCUUCAAAUAUGAUGAGGGGUAGCUUCUGAUUUUUUUUUUUAUAGUUAAUAGACUUAUUAUUUUAUAAAAAGAGAUACUAAAUCAUUAUUCAGUAUUUUAUUAAUUUAGAUUUUAUGAAAUAUUUAUUGAUAAACUUUUUAAAAUAAUUUCAAUCACACAGCAAUAAGGAGCAAUCGCUGGAUGAACAUUGUUACAGAAUUUCAGAGCCGUUAAAGGCUCGUCAUCUUCGUGAGCUGUUUCCAGAGUAUUCCUGUUUCCUUAUCUCCCCUGCUAAUUUCUGGAGACGGGACAUCAAUAGGUAAAUUAAUGAAAGAGGUGUUUAAUGAUUUUAUGUCAAUAAAGUUGGUUGAAGGAUUCUACAAGGGGCUUUUAGCUGCUUUAAAUGCAUUUAUUUGAUGAAAGCUAAACAGGAGCUGUUCAAAAAUCACUUUGUUACUAUCAAUAGUUGCAGUUAGAUUCAUUUCAUUUAAGUCUGCUGUUCAAACAAAACUUUUUAUUCUGCAGUUUCAACAAUGAUCCAAAUCUGAUGAAAACUGUAUACAAAAAAUUUGGACAAGUUGUGGAAAGCCCUCCAACAGCCAAGGGUAAAUUCUAGGCUUAAUGCUGAUUUAAUAUAUAAAAAACUAAAUUUUACAUUCUCCAUUUUAAUGUUAUGAAAAAUUGUUAUCUUGUUUUGUGUCAGAUCAUUAUAGCUGUUGAACUCAGUCUAAUUGUAAACAUCACACAGAUUUCUAGGCUGAGGCUUGAGACCAAUUGCUCUAGCAUUUCUGGAAACAAUGUUUGGUUCUAACUUUCUGUAUCUUAUGUAGAUCUCUUGUUUGGAAUACCUUGGGGAUACACCGGGAUUACCAGAUACUACAUUCGCAAUCGUCAACGGAUUAUUGGUUACGCUGUUACCAUCAUCUUGAGGAAAUAUGAUCCUAUGUAAGUAUUUUUUGCCAUGAAUUUUAAAUUGUUAGUUGAUAUAUAGACAUUAUAUAUAUCUUUAUCUUAAAAUGCAUAUGAAAAAUUAUAAACAGCUCUCUUAUACUAUUUGCUUAUGUAUGAGGGACUGCUAAGCCAUGUAAAUUAAAUAAAUAGUGGAAAAAAACAUGUAUGGGCUCGGGGGGGGGACAGGAAACAACAAAUUAUUAGAAAUUAAAGAGAUCUCAGUCUCUAUUUAGAAACUAAAUUAUUUGUUGUUUCUUGUUUAAAUUAUUGGUUUGCUUCUUGUCUUGUCUUAACUGAAAUGUCCUUUUAACCCUCCUGAGGCGGCAUAGGUACAAUGAGGGGAAUUGAAAAUGAUAAAAAAUCAUUUAAGAAACAUUUAAAACCUUUUUUGUUUAAAUAGAUUUAAGAAAAACCAGAGCGCAGUGAGCGUGCUAAAGUAGCAUGGAUAUAAAUAUCCAAUCCAUCAAUCAAUCAAAUGUAUUUUGUAUGAAAAUUUUUAGUGUAGUUAUACAUUCUGUGCCGUAUUCAAUAUCACAACAUUAUUUAGGUUGAAUUUUUAAAAUAGUACAAUAGAGCAUUGAUUUUCCGAAUGCUUUUUAUUCAAAAGGUUGGUUAUUCGAAUGGCCCCUAUUUUAUUAUUAUAUUUAUCGCACUCAAUGUCCAUGGCAUUGUAUUAUAUUUUUAUUUUUUAUGCAAAAAUACUGAUAGAAAAGUGCAAACAAAAUAAUUUCCUUUCUUUGACUUUUCAAAAGUAUAUGCAUCACCAGGGGGUCAAGUCCUGGUAGUUUGGGUACUCUCCCAAGAUUUCCCCCUCUUGAAAUUAAAAUAUUUUUUAGCUAAUCGGCAUUUUUAAAAUCAAAGCUCUUCUGUGCUAUAUUACAAUACUUAACCUAAAUGAUGUGUAGAUGCUGAAUACUGUAAAGAAAAUAUACCUGCACUGAAUAUUUUCUUGCAAAAUAUAUAAAGGUACCAUUGUACCCAUGCCGCCUGUUAUGGUUGUAAAAACAACUUGACCACCCAUGUUGGGAAUGGAUGAAAAUUUUGUUCUGAAAUUUGAACUACACAAUCUAACACAAAAAAAUGUAGAGAUGUCAAUAAAUUUUAGGUAUCUACAAAUAGAAAACAGUACUGGUAAUCAUAAUUUAAAAUGCAAAAGUUACAGUUGUACUCAUUUUUUUCUGACAAUUUAUCUUUGUUUUUUUUUAAUAGGUUUAUUUCAAAUCUAUCAAAGAUGCUUGAAGAUCGCCAUCCCAAUACAUUGUACAAUGUCAACAACUCGGAGAUAGAAGAUAUUGUACAUGUUCAUUUCAAGGAUGUGAACUACAUUAUAGAAUAUACCCCACUCCUUGUUAUCUACCUUGUUCUUUUGUUGUAUCUCUACUUUUCUGUAUGUAAGUUGAAGAAUAGACCUAAUCGAUUCUUACUAAACAUUACCAUUUACUAAUGUUACAGGGAAAAUACAAAAUUUCCCCAUGGAUUUAAACUUAACCAUAAAGUGUUUAGAGUUGUAUUAGAAGUGGUAUUACUGAUGGGACAGAUGUUACUGCUUGGAUUAGAGAAGCCUUUGUCCCACAUCAUAUAUAUUUAAUUUCUUAGCAUGGUUUGAUCAAUCAAUAUGGAAUGGACAUGAAACAAAUUAAUUAUGAAAUCUUUAUUAUUUUGAUUAAGUUAGGAAUAAUAAACCCAUGGGACACCUUUGCGUGGUUUGAUUUAGUUAGGAAGAUUAAAAUCAACCCAUGGGACACCUUGCGAAUGAUAUGCGUGGUUUGGACUUCAUUUAUUAAAUAGCGCAGAUGGACAUCUUGGCAUUAUUAUUAUAAUAUUGCUAUGUAAAACCAUGCUCUUUAUUAAUUUAUUUUUAUUUCUGUAAAGAGUCCCUUGCUGCCAUUAUUUUAUUGCCUCAAUUUUUCACUUACCAGAGAGACUCUGUAUAUGAUUUUGUUGGAAGAAAACAUGUAUGUAAUAUUCACCAUACAAGGAAAUCUUAAUAAUGAAAUGAAUUUUUUUUUUUUUUGGAUCUUUUCAGCUAAAAUUGACAUGGUCAAGUCCAAGAUUGGCCUAGCCAUUAGUGCAGUUGUCACAGUCAUAGCCUCCCUCCUUAUGUCUGUCAGUAUUUGCACUCUGUUUGGCAUGACGCCUACUUUGAAUGGAGGGUGAGAUAUUUAUCUUCAUUGUAGCUCAAAUGUUUAAAACAUGAUCUAUGUAAGCAUGUGAUAAUGAUACGUGCAUUUUUUUAAUUUUACACACAGCAGAUGUCAAAGACAAUUUGCUAUUUGUAAGUUUCAGUGAUAGGAAUAGACAUACAGAUAUAUUACCAUUUAAACAUUAAAAAAAAAAAAAAUUAUUGUCAAUAGUUAAAUUUUUUUAUGAUUGCUCUUGCCUUUAUCUUAUGGUGAAUUUGAGACUUUUAAAAAUAGAAAAUCAAGUCAAUGCCCCUUGCUCUCCCCAGUGAAAUUUUUCCCUACCUAGCAGUCAUAGUUGGUGUGGAGAAUGUCCUUGUGAUCACAAAGUCAGUUGUGUCUACACCUGUUCACCUGGAUGUGAAGAUAAGGGUGGCACAAGGUGAGCUGAUCAUUUUAUUUAUUGUAGAAGGAUACACCUUGCAAUUUUAAGGUUGUUUGAGACAGUGUACACAAGAAAGACAAGCCAGUGUACACCAGGAAGACAAGCCAGUGUACGCAAGAAAGACAAGCCAGUGUAGGGGGUGGAGCAUCUCUGUUCAUGUACCAGCUUGUAUUUCUUGUGUACAUGAACAGAGAUGCUCCACCCCCUACACCAGCUUGUAUUUCUUGUGUACAUGAACAGAGAUGCUCCACACCCUACACCAGCUUGUAUUUCUUGUGUACAUGAACAGAGAUGCUCCACCCCCUACACCAGCUUGUAUUUCUUGUGUACAUGAACAGAGAUGCUCCACCCCCUACACCAGCUUGUAUUUCUUGUGUACAUGAACAGAGAUGCUCCACCCCCUACACCAGCUUGUAUUUCUUGUGUACAUGAACAGAGAUGCUCCACCCCCUACACCAGCUUGUAUUUCUUGUGUACAUGAACAGAGAUGCUCCACCCCCUACACCAGCUUGUAUUUCUUGUGUACAUGAACAGAGAUGCUCCACCCCCUACACCAGCUUGUAUUUCUUGUGUACAUGAACAGAGAUGCUCCACCCCCUACACCAGCUUGUAUUUCUUGUGUACAUGAACAGAGAUGCUCCACACCCUACACCAGCUUGUAUUUCUUGUGUACAUGAACAGAGAUGCUCCACCACCUACACCAGCUUGUAUUUCUUGUGUACAUGAUCAGAGAUGCUCCACCCCCUACACCAGCUUGUAUUUCUUGUGUACAUGAACAGAGAUGCUCCACACCCUACACCAGCUUGUAUUUCUUGUGUACAUGAUCAGAGAUGCUCCACACCCUACACCAGCUUGUAUUUCUUGUGUACAUGAACAGAGAUGCUCCACACCCUACACCAGCUUGUAUUUCUUGUGUACAUGAACAGAGAUGCUCCACCCCCUACACCAGCUUGUAUUUCUUGUGUACAUGAACAGAGAUGCUCCACCCCCUACUGUCUGCUCACUUGUUGUGGGGUUUAUGUGAUCUUUUUUAAGGUGACCCAUAUUGAACUAUGUCUGUCAUAUAGACCAAAGUCUGUCAUAUAGAUCUAAGUCUGUCAUUAAGACCUAAGUCUGUCAUAUUUACCUAUAUCUGUCAUAUAGACCUAAGUCUGUCAUAUUUAACUAAUUCUGUCAGAUAUGUAUUAGUCUGUCAUAUUGAACUUUGUCUGUCAAAUUGACUUAAGUCUGUCUUAUAUACCUGAGUCUGUCAUUUUCCUCAGAUGGAAUAAAGGUGUUUUCCCAGUUAAAGAGCUUGCAGGCCUGCUGCUUUUUAAAAAAAAAAAAAACUGUCCCUCAGUAAAUGACAUCAUAAUCUCCUUGGGGAACUUACAACUCUUAUUUUGUGUUUAGCUGAAGUUGGUAUUACCCAAGUAUUAAAUUAAACUGACAUUUGAUGAGGAAAUAAGAGUGUGUUGCUUUCAUUGUCAUUUGUUGUCAUCUUAUGUUUCAGGCUUGAGCAGAGAAGGCUGGUCCAUCACAAAAAACCUGGUCACUGAGCUUGCAAUAGUUUUUGUUGGAUUCUUUACAUUCGCACCAGCGAUACAGGUUAACCUUGUUUACUUUAAAUGUUCGAUGGUGUAAAAUUAAUUGUUCGAAGGUGUAAAAGUAAAAUUAAUUGUUAUGAAUAUUAUUAUAGUUUUAGUGUUUCUUUGAUACAUUUGGAUUGUUUCAAUGAUUGCAUUACUUCAUGUGUGUCUCAAAGGGAGCCGGUGAAUAAUAGUCAACCACCAUUUAAUCAUUAUUUUAAUGUUUGGAUUCUUCACAGGAGUUUUGUGCAUUUGCUUUGGUUGGAUUGCUAUCAGAUUUUUACCUGCAAAUGGCAUUUUUUGCUACAGUUUUAUCUGUAGACAUUCGUAGAAUGGAGGUGAGUUUUAACCUGAGGUUUUCCUAACUUCGGACAUGUUUAAAUUGUAGGUGAGUUUUAGCACAAUUCUGUCGUUCUGAUGAUUUUAUGAACGUUGGUUUCCUUAAUCAAAUAAAAACAAAAAGAGCUUUACUUUUACAGAUGUAUUGAACUUCUUUAUUUGUUGGGAACUAAAAAUAAAUACAUAAAUUCUGUUUGUUAUAUUUGGCUUGAAGGUUCAUGUGCUAGAAAGGUUAAAGGAGAUUGAAUAGAAUUUUAUAUUAUUUGUCAUAGGCUUUGGUUGAGAAAAAGGUCAUUACCAAAAUGCUAUCUCAUUACAGUUGAAAUUACACAGAACUGAUCGUGUAGUUUCUAUGGCAUUUUUUUCUUUGAAAAUAGGCCCUAAUAUAAUUCUUAUUAUGUUUCAAAUCAGCCUCACAAACUUUAAUAAUUCUUCUUUUUUUUAAGUAUGCCAUACAAACUUUAAUUCUUAUUAUGUACAAUCUGCCUUACAAAUUGUAAUUCUUGUUAUGCUUGAAGUCAGCCAUACAAACUUAAAUUAGGGAAAACUCUUCUUGCUAUUUUAAUUGAUCUGAGUGACACUAAAUAACUUGCCUGAAUGAAUUUGUCUGCUGUUGGACCAUAAUAUUUUGUUACAUUUCCUGCACACUGCUAGUUUCUAAUGAUCAGUGUUUUCUGUCAUAGCUGUCAGACUUACAUCGCCAAAGUGUUCAGCAAGCGGUGCAAGAUGACAGCAGCAGUGCGUAUGUCAAUAUCCAGCCACUGGUCCUGUGCCCGGUUGCAUCAAGACAGAAAAGCCAGUCUUCAAGGAGUCAUUCAGUUCCACCCCCCGACCCUAGCCCCCCUCUCCACAUUCCGGUCAGACAGCCAAACCAUAUUUCUCCUCCCCCUUCACCAAACAGACCAGGCCCCCAAGGUCAAGCCUUCUUUAGGUCAUCACCACAGCCCGAGAGGCCCAAAUAUGAAAUGCCCCGUCGUGUUAAGUUUUUUUAUUUCCUGGCAAGGUUUAGAAUAGUUCAAAAAUUGAUAAUGGUAAGCUAAUUUCCUUUCUUCUUGUACAUUUACUAUUUCCAAACUUUUUAUGAACCUUGCAUAAGAACUUUAGGUUGAUAAAAAUAACAUAAUAUGUGAACUAAUGACUCUUGUACUGUUGACAAAUUUAAAAGUUUAGUUAUUUACUUUGUGUGCCUGAAGCUCAAAGUUGAUAAUAGUUUGGCAUUUUCUUUGUUCCCUCGAUUGUAUGCAGUUUUUAAGAGUGCUUAGUGUCUGGUGGAAAUAUUUAAUAUCUUUAAACCCCACCGCCCCACAAUCCCUGGGCACAUCACCUCCAUGCAUGGGCAGGCAAAAGUGUGCUGAAAAUUAUAUUGUUUUAAUUUACUGAUAUUUUACAUGGGGUUUAAAACUGUAGCAACUACAGAAUUAACUAUAGCGUUGUCUACAGUUGAUAACUAGUUGCAGUUGUUGGAUAUGAUGUAUGUGGCGGCUAGUGGCAGCCCAUAGUAAUCAUUUUAUCAUAAACAAAGUCAGUGGGGGGGACUGUUCCUAGGCAAACAUUUCAUCCCAGCUACUCUGCUUGAGAGGGACGUGGGUGGGGGGUACUCUGGAGUGUUUAUGAGCUUAGGCUCGAUGGCCCGCUGCAUUUUACUCCCAAAGUAGAUUAGAUUGGAAAAUCGUCCUAUUCACUUAUAAUAGCUAUAACGUAACAACAUUAAUCCUAAAAAAAUGCUUUUUUUUCCUCUUUCAGUUGUGCACAGUCUUGUGGAUUAUUCUGAUCCUGUACAAGGCUGGCAUUGUGGACAAGUUAACUGGGGAUGACAACAUCAGCUCAGUACCCAAGCCAUUUAAUACUAAACACCUUGGGGAUGUCGGACCCCCGACUGAGUCGAUAAGGUAUUUUAAAUAAAGCCUUUAGAUGGAUGUUGAUGAUGUUAAUAAACAAUAACGGUUAUGGUAAUUAUUGAGUAUAAUAAGAGGGCCAAAAAAAUUAUUUUGACACUAUAUUAAUUUGGUCUACAGUAUGAAACUAGAUGAAAGAAAUGUGGUUAAAGAGUGUAAGAGUUCACAGAGUGUUUUGGUAUAAUGAAUAAUGAUUCAGUCAUAUGCUUAUAUACACCUUGAGCAUUUGUACAUCUCCUACAAGUGUCUUGAAAAUAAUUUGAUGGUUUACUAUUGCUAUCAGACCAGAUGAAGAUGUAGCUUCUCAAAGUGGCAAGUCUUUGAGAGAAGAUGAACAGGAGACAGGACUCGUAGAGCACACAGACUUGGAGCUGUGGAGGAAGCUGUCCAACAAACACUGGCCGACACUAUUUCAUUACUACAACAUCAGUCUCAGCGGAAGGUGAGAUUCAAAGAUAUCAUAUAAGUUUAUUCACUUUAAUUUUCUAAUAUUUUACGUAGUCUGUUAAAAAUGUGUAUCAUGUAUUUCUUUAUAAAAAAUAUUCUGUAAUGUUUCUGGUAAUAAAAUCGACAAUGUAAAGUUAUCUAUUAGCAUAACAUUUUUAAACAAGUCAAUUUCAGAACAUUAAUUGUUUUCUUUAGAUAAAUACCUUUUUGUUAGCCACUCAUAUUUUUUAAUGUAGCACAAUCAUUUCCACUUUUGUAGCCCAUUCAUAUUUUCUAAAGAAGCAGAACCAUUUUUGCUUAUGUAGCACACAAGUAUCACAACCACAACCAUAAUAUGACACAAUUUUUUAGAGCUUUUAGAAUGUCCACCUUUUCACAUCCUUUAAAGCUUUUAGAAUGUCCACCUUUUCAAAUCAUUUAGAGCUUUUAGAAUGUCCACCUUUUCACAUCCUUUAGAGCUUUUAGAAUGUCCACCUUUUCACAUCCUUUAGAGCUUUUAGAAUGUCCACCUUUUCACAUCCUUUAGAGCUUUUAGAAUGUCCAACUUUUCACAUCCUUUAGAGCUUUUAGAAAGUCCACCUUUUCACAUCCUUUAGAGCUUUUAGAAAGUCCACCUUUUCAAAUCAUUUAGAGCUUUUAGAAAGUCCACCUUUUCAAAUCAUUUAGAGCUUUUAGAAAGUCCACCUUUUCAAAUCAUUUAGAGCUUUUAGAAAGUCCACCUUUUCAAAUCAUUUAGAGCUUUUAGAAAGUCCACCUUUUCAAAUCAUUUAGAGCUUUUAGAAAGUCCACCUUUUCAAAUCAUUUAGAGCUUUUAGAAAGUCCACCUUUUCAAAUCAUUUAGAGCUUUUAGAAAGUCCACCUUUUCAAAUCAUUUAGAGCUUUUAGAAUGUCCAGCUUUUCAAAUCAUUUAGAGCUUUUAGAAAGUCCACCUUUUCAAAUCAUUUAGAGCUUUUAGAAAGUCCACCUUUUCAAAUCAUUUAGAGCUUUUAGAAUGUCCAGCUUUUCACAUCCUUUAGAGCUUUUAGAAUGUCCAGCUUUUCACAUCCUUUAGAGCUUUUAGAAUGUCCAGCUUUUCACAUCCUUUAGAGCUUUUAGAAAGUCCACCUUUUCAAAUCAUUUAGAGCUUUUAGAAUGUCCAGCUUUUCACAUCCUUUAGAGCUUUUAGAAAGUCCACCUUUUCAAAUCAUUUAGAGCUUUUAGAAUGUCCAGCUUUUCAUAUCCUUUAGAGCUUUUAGAAAGUCCACCUUUCACAUCGUUGAUUUAACUGUGGAAGUGAUAUUGGUGUUUCAGGUACAUCAGUAUUUUGCCGACUAUCCACCUAUCAGAACUUAUAGAUCCACGUGUGGCCAUUGAAUUGAGGCACCCCACAGAUAAAGAAGCAGCGGCGUCCAGAUCUGCUUUUACCUCUUAUGUUUCAUACAAUGAGGAUCCGCAUGUGGGUAAGUCUGUGGAAGGAGCGCAACGCUUUGGACACAGGUUGCUUCUUCUGAAACUGAGGGACAUAUUUUGGAAAAAAGACUUUAGGUUAUCAAUCCUUUCAAAACAAAUAGUCUUUGUACACUGAUUCCUUACAGCAGUGGUUCUCAACCUGUGUGUCGUGACCCCUUUGUUGGUCGCACGACUAUUUCCUAGGGGUCGCCUAAGACCAUCUGAAAACGCAUAUGCGCUACAGUUAUGAAGUAGCAGCAGAAAUAAUUAUGUGGCCGGGGGUCGCCACAAUAUGAGGAACUGUGUUAAAGGGUCACGGCUUUAGGAAGGUUGUGAACCACUGUCUUAAAGUGUUAAAAUUUAGAAAUUAAUAAGUAAUGAAGAAGUAUCCCCAUUAACAACACAGGAGAAUAUAUGAGAGCUGCCUUGGAGCCAUGUGAAGGAAAUAGUGGAACAAGACAUGUUUAGGCUUGAAAUGAAAAGACAGGACAAUUAAAAGGACUUUUCGGCUAGACCCCUUCUUCAGCAGACGAGAAAAAAAUAAGAAACAAGAAGGAAUUAGAAAACUUGUGUGUGAAGAUUUCAGUGUUGCCAACGAAGUGUUAUGUUAAGUGGUGGAAGCCCUCUAUGUGAAAACCUGCAAACUCUAUGUUUUACCAUAUUCUUUGUAUUGUUUGCCCAAGCUUGAAUCGGUGCACCUGAAAGGUAGUUAGUAUAGAACAAUAAGUGCACGAUCAAUGAAAGAAUUACCUCUACAUGGAUCAAGAUGAUUAAAAUAAAAUCACAUUUAAAAUAAAUGAUUUAAAAAUUAUUGAAAUGUAUAUUUGUUGCAUCAAAGGGAAGCAUUUUCAAGCUACAGCUCAAUUUUUAUCUAGAUGAGUCCCUUCUGAAUCAUUUGUAUAUUACUGAAGUUGUUAUAUAUCAACCCAUUCUAUUAUAUGAUUAUUUAUGAUUAAUCAAAAUGGCUUUAUCGUGUUAAGUUCACUAUCAAAUUGUCCACAGGAGAAAAUGACUCCCAAGAACAAGGAGAAAAUCACUACCGUCAGUUUGACAACUUCUACCCAAAGUCUGAGAGGGAAUAUGUCUACACUGUCAUUCUUUGUUUUCUGACUGUUAUCAUCAUCUCAUACUUCAUGUCUUACCUGUACCGGUGCAUGUGUUCAAGGAACUAUUCACGAUGGCGGCAUUCAUGGGGUCGAGGAGGCCGCAGGCGUUCCAAGGGUUAUUUUAAACAGAUUAAAGAGUCCAUGCCCCUUGUGUUGGCUGGACACAAACAGGUUUGUUUUAUAUGUCACCAUCCACUUAUCUCUGACAUUUAUUGUGAAUUUUAAGUGCAAGCUGUUUUUUUUAAAAUAGGUUUUUGGCAUCCAUCUUGUUCAAUGGUGGUGUAAUUUAAUGGGGGGAUGGUCCCUAGCUUUCGGCAAAGACCUGGGUGAAAUGUACCCAACCCAGCAAGUCAUCUCUUAUUGGGGCAGGGAAAAAAAUAAACUCACCACCCAAAGUCAGAAGGCACCAAUGAACAUGACAUGGGAUUAAAAUUUGUCUUUCUUUUAUGUCCUAAUAAAUUUCAUAUCGAGCACACAAAAAAAGAAUUACUUUUAAAAAUUCUCAAAAUCAUUUUAAAAUGUAAAGUGGUUAAAAAUUUUAUCAUAAUCUUUUUCAUGUUUUCUCUAGAGUAUUGAGUGUUUGCUAGGUGACAAUGGCUUGAUCAUCAGUUGCUGUCUGGGUGGCCAGUUGAAAGUCUGGGACUCCAAUUCAGGGGAGUGUAUAAACACAAUCACCAGGAAAAGGUAAUUGUGACUGAGAAACUAGUAUUUUGUGUUUAGCAGUAAAUAGUGAGAACUUUCAAAAAAUACUUAAAAUUAUUUUUUGUUCUUCAGCAUCACUCCUCAGACGCGAAGGAGACCUUGUGUGGGGCGCAACAUAGAAGACAGUGAUGCAGAUUUGUACGCUGAAUUCCAUGGAAGUAGGAGUUCCUCUGAAACUUCAUUAGCCGAGGGAGGUGGAGGGGAUGGUGUGAGGAUAAGAAAAGGUAAUUCCUCAUGGGCUGAUGCUAGUGGGGGGCGCAGUAAGCGGACAGGGCUCUCUAGGAAAACCAGCCACAGCAUUUACGAGGACCUACGACCUGACCUGGUCUCAACCAUCAACACAGAGUUCUCCUCUAUGGAUCCGCGGGCCCACCAAAGCUCACCCGGUGGUUAUGACUUUAAAAGUUGGUUUGAAGGUCAGUUUUUCCAUGCAUGCAACUCUUUGCUUAAACUUCCUGUCUUGGAAUGCUUUUGUGUUCUUUUUUUUUUUUUUAUGGCUUGUGCAUUUGCAUGCUGGAAGGGGUCGGCUCCCCCCCCCCAUUUUUGUUUUGGUUGUGAGUAAAAUUAAUUAUCCAUUUUUUUUUUUUUUAUUUAUUAGAGUUGAGACAUUGGUGAUGGAUUUCUGUGAAUUAUUAUUUUUUCAGUAUUCAAAAAUUUUUUUGUUUUGAAUGCUUUUGUGUUCUUUUUUUUUUUUUUAUGGCUUGUGCAUUUGCAUGCUGGAAGGGGUCGGCUCCCCCCCCCCAUUUUUGUUUUGGUUGUGAGUAAAAUUAAUUAUCCAUUUUUUAUUUUUUUAUUCAUUAGAGUUGAGACAUUGGUGAUGGAUUUCUGUGAAUUAGUAUUUCUUCAGUAGUCAACAAUUUUUGUGUUUGUGAUUGAUUUGGUUCUCAUUCAGGAACCUGUAUUUGAUUCACUUGUUGUAUUGUUUAUGGUUUAAAAUAAAGUAUCAAUGAAAUGACAACCUUGACCUUCUUACAGGAUUUAUUGAAAGCAUCAAGGGGUUUAGGAACCUUUUUUUUUACUGUGGGGGAAAUUUUAUGGGGGUGGUGUUGACCCUUAUUUAUAUGUAUCAGGUUUCUUACUUUCUGAAGUCGCAAGCAAAUAAUGUUUAUAUAUGUUGCCAUUAUAAAAAAUGUGAAAUGCCACUGCCAGAAACAUGAAUAAAACAUAUUGAAUACUGCACUUCACCAAUUUCCUCCUCUCUGACUCACUGAAUGCUUUUCUUACACUAAUAAAUUCUGAUUGUCCAAUAUCGAUUAAGGAUUUAUAAAUAGAUACUCAAUUUAAUGGAGUCAAUGCAGUUUUUUUGUUUUCCUUAUUAGUAGUUCAGCUGUUAAAAAAAAAAAAAAAAAAUUUUAAAUAAAGAAAUCUGUUUAUAACAAGGCUCAACAUAGUGAAAUAAGAUAAAUUACUUUGAGGGAGCCUACACCAUGCAGUCUUAAACUCUGCAUAAUUCAUCAGUUCAUAUUUUAAUGUUUAAUUUAGAAAAACCACACAUGUAAUAAUGUAAGCAAGUUCAGGAUACUUGGGAAUGAUGUAAAAAGAUUUCUUUGAACAAAUAAUUUGUUUUCCAUUAUUGUUGAAAGUUAUAUUUGUUUGAUUAGAUGAAAUAUAUUGACAAACUUUGCACAACAAAAUGAUUCAUUGCAGGUUUGUAUGAAGAGCAUCGUAGGUUACUAGAAUCAGAAGGUCACACAUAUCCUAACUUGAGAGUGCAGAGUGCCACCGACCUGACAUUGUUGACCAGCCCCCAAGAGAGGACACGUAGCUGGAGUUAUGGUGAGACUAUUUUUUUUUUACCUCUCUUCUACAUAGCACAAAUUGGCAAUAGAGCUUUUCUAACAAAAAUUUUUUUUCAUAGCCAGAUAAAUGGAUGAAUAGGGCACAGCAGUUACUAUGUUGGUAUUUAAAUUUCAUGGAAUGAAGUAGUUUACCUUAUAUCAUCAAGUUAUGAUCAAAAAUUGGUUGGCAAUGCACAUGACUCUAUAAAAAUGGUGUAAGGGUAUAUUCCUCAUUUUAAUUUAAUUUUACACCUCUUGAAUGUUUAAACCUGAGGCAGCUGCCCAUAGGCUGCAUACAAAUUUAGAGUGGAGCUCCUAAGUAGUUUAGUUUUAUCCUGUGUUCACCCAAGUUACACAUUGGAGACAAUCUACAUUUCCUACAUUGUGAAAUGGAACUCACCUGAAUGGACUCACAAGUUGAAUGCUUUGCUGAGGUGUUUUACUGUUGUCAUAAGGUGCUCAAUAAAACUCUCCAUGUUCCAUUGAGAAAGUUUCAGCUUCAGUGUCUCUAAAUCCUCUUUUAUUUUGAAUGCCAACAGGGGAACAAUCCGCUCUAGAUGUUUCAGCAGCUGAUGAAGAUUCAAUGUGUGAGCAGGCAACAUCUGUUUGGUGUCUGGCCAUUAUGCAUGGUCUGAUAGUCACAGGUUGUGGCAACGGGCACAUUGAGAUUUGGGAGGCUGAGUCAGGAGAGUUACGCUUCCACCACGGGACUAGGGAUUGUGGUGUGACGGGACUUUGUGUGGUCGCCAAUAGGUAAUUUUGAAAGAUUAUUUGGAUGUUUAAAUGAAAGGUUUCUCUAAAGAUAUUUAUUUAUGAUACCACUGUUUAAAAUAUGGAUCACCAUCUCCCCAUUGUUGGAGAUGAAGACCUAAUGGUUGAGAUAAUUUAGAAAAUAUAGGGCACUUGGCCUAAAACGCAGCUGUAACAAAGUAACUGUGUAGUAGUAGUAGGCAGUGUAUGACAGCUUCAAUACAAUUGUAUGGCCAUUAUACAAUACUUUAAGUACUAGCAAACAUGUAAAUAUGAUAAAAAAUAUAUAUAUUUAAUGGUAUGCAAGAAUACCUCUACCAUGUCUAGCUUUUGUCUCCCUAAAUUCAAGUUAAAUAAAAAUAAAUGCUGAAUGUUAAAAUUUAACUUAAAGAAAAAUCUUCAUCUCUGUGUUCAAUUAAAUGCCUGUUGUGUUUUUCCCUGAAGGAUUGUUGCGGCCAGACUUGAUGGGACACUAGACUUUCUAGAGAUGGAAACCUUCCAUAAUCCAGUAUUCAACCCAGCCCCAGUCCUGCCUCAACCAUCCAGGCAGAACAGGGGUCAGUAGUAAAAAUUUGACUCAAGAUUAGACUUAACAUUUGAUGACAUCAACUUCUUCUUUGCCUUUUCAGCGCCCAGUGGAGCAUAGGCAGUGAACAAUGUCUUUCCAAGACUUCCAUUUUCUAGCUAUCUUCUCUAAGUCUAACCCUUUCCAACUCUUUUCAGUCUUAGUUGACAUCUUUUACAAUAACUUGGUUUAUGUAAUAUACUUUAGCAGUCAUAAGUAAGAAGCUUAUUAAAUAUUGUGUCCUGACCCACUGAACACGAGAUAAGGGAAUCAACAUUUUUAUUUUCUCAACUCAUUUUUGAUAAUUGUAUAUCAUAGCUGCCUGGUUAAGAUGUAAAUAUUAUUUAAGGUUUAUUUUUUUUUUUUUUAAAUUUUAGGCCAUGCUCGCAACCACAGCACUGGAAGUACAGAUGGUAUCAAAAUGUGGGAUGAGGUUAUUCGAUGUGCUGGGGUGACCACCUGCCGGGCUCAUCAGUUGCCUAUCAAUAUCAUCCAGUGUGCAGGAGGGAGGAUUGUCACAGCAAGCCAAGACCACACCCUCAAAGUAGGCCCAAUUUUUCUUCUAUAAAUGUUGACAUUUCUGGAUUCUACUGAUUUUAUGAUUUACCUAUCAAAAUAAAUACAUGAUUCUGUUUUCUGAUGCUACACAACAGUAGUUUGACAGGGCAGACACAGCAGUAGUUUGACGGGACAGACACAGCAGUAGUUUGAUGGGGGAAGGGGGGGGGGGAUAAACUGAACAAUAACUUCUCCAAUAUUUUGUGUCAACUCUUGUCAAAGUUAGGAAAUCAUUAGUGUUUUAAAAGCCUGGCUUCUUCUAUCAUUAUCUCUCCCUCAAUUACCGUGUGUGCAAAGCUCAGGAAUUUUUUUAUAUUUAUAGUCAAAACAAGUAAAUUAUCAAGUCUUGGUUUAUUGACAUGUGUGUAUAAAAAUAUUAUAUUUGUGACAAGAAAGGGUUUUCUUUCCUCUCCUUAAUUAAGAAUUUAUAAUUAUGCUUAUUGAAAACUAAUUUGACCACCUUUCUAUGUUGUCCAGGUAUUUAGACUUGACAAUGGUCUAUGUUUGUACACAUUACAUGGACAUGAAGCAAGUGUUACAGCCCUGUGCCUGGAUAAAGUUGCUCCUCUGGCAGCAGUGAGUGGCUCCAUGGAUGGGACCGUUCGCAUGUGGGACCUCCUCACUGGGACCUGCGUGCACAAGUUCUCCUGGCAUGAAGCCACGGUCAUGACCCUGACAACAUCCCCACUGUACAUAGUCAGUGUGGGACUGGAUGACAGAAUGUGUGUGUGGGACAGAACCAAGUCCUCACUGAUACACACAAUUGUCCUGGUGGGUUGCACUUUGCCAAUAUUGUAUUUGUCAUUUUUAGUUCAACAGCCAGCAGGUUUUUUUUCAUUUUCAAUGGAUUUUUAUUUUUUAGAAUGCCAAUGCAUUUUUUAUUAAUGCCAAAUUCUGCAAUAUGAAAGGUUUUAAAAACAAUUUGAAAUUUUUAGCGUUACAAUUUCUUAAUUUAAAUAUCAGAUGUAAGGUUCUAUUUUCAAUUUUUUAAACUAAACAGAUGUUUGCAAAAAUUAAUAUCUAUAAAGCACAGUACUUAAGUCAUGUUAAACACUUAAGCUUCUGAGCUCACUUCAUUAAGCCAUAUUUUUUAUAAUUUACUUUUUAUUAUUGGAAUACAUUUGAAAUUUAAAAUGAUCUUUUUAAUCAGUGGUAUUUUUUAAAGAAAUUUACCUUAAUAAGAAACAUUCAGAUUUGUCAUAUUCUUUUAUUGGUUAUGAAUUGUUGUUAAUUUUUUUAAAAUGGUUUCUUAUUCAGAGCUGCUCUUUUUGUUUAAAUCUAAAGACACUUACAUAAACAUGCUCAGUAAUUUUUUUGCUAAAUACUUUUGCUCAAAACUGAGAUUCCUUUUGUUGCUUGCGUCAUUUCAUCACAUUCAGAAAUCAAAUGUAUACAUCAAAUUUUCCUGAGUCUGUGUUAGUGCUGCUGAGUUGGAGGAAAGUUGUUUGAUAUAUUGAAGUUAUAACAGAUAAAAUUUCUUUUUACAGCCCAGUCUAUUUAAAUUUUUAUUUUUCCCAUCCUGCAGAAUUCAGGUGGUGUUGGAAGUGCAGCCCUUAUGUGUCGAAAUCUUAUUGUGACUGGAGGCCCUGUAAGUGGAUUGUCUUUAUUCUCUUAUUCUUAUGGUAAUGUAACUAAUGUAGAGUUUCUUUAAAAAUGGGGCUAAGAAUUUCUUUUUAAAUGAAUCAAAUUUUUUUUUUUUUUCUACAGGGAAGUAUCUCACUCUGGGACAUUGCCAGGGGCACACUGUUAAGGAAAGUUGUUUUUUCUGAUAGUGAGCACAGGGCUUUUGUUAACCAUGUUGUGACUGUAGCCAAUAAUGGUGUGGUUUGUGAUCAGGGUCCGGAACUUAAGGUUGUUUUUUUUCCUACUAUCUUAGAAAAAGCAGAGUAAUGGUUCUUGAUGACCUGAUAACAUGGAGUAGUCAAAGCAGCAUUAGAAAAUUUGUAAUGGUUCCAUAAUAUUAUUUCUUUGGAAGGUGGAGAUGCUUGGAAUGCACUGGAAAUAUAUUUGUGACAUUUUCAGUUAGCUAUACAAAAACAUCAAAUAAUAUAUUCAAUACUUGCAAAUGAAGAAGGCAGGAAAUAUUGCUUUCAAAUUGUGGUUAAUUUCAAGUUAAAUGAAAAGGUUCUUUAGAUUAUUGUGUGCAUUUCUGAAACUGAAGUUUUAAGAUUAUUUAAUUGUGUCCAUCCAGAAAAUGAAAUUUUUAGAUUUUUAUUAUGUCCAUCCUGAAACUGAAGUCUAAAUGCCAGAAUUAGAAACUAGUCCUAUGUCCUAUUUGACCAUUAUAAAGUAAAAAUUGAUCUAUGACAUUUUGGAGGAUGUCACAUGUCGUGACAGUUACAUUUUGACAUUUGUUAAAAGUAAAGACUCUCAUAACUGAGAUGUUGUAUCUUUCAAUUCAUCCAAUGCUUUGCAGAAUGUGAUAUAUUUGUUGUAUUUAUUGAUUGGAAUUGCCACGCAGGCUUGAUCAUCAGUUACAAAAGCAUUUUUUCAUGAUUUUGUGUAUGACGUUAAGAUUUCAUCAACUUUAUAUGUGAUUGGGCAUUUAUAUACUUUGCACAUAAACAUUUAAAUUUAAAAAUGUCCUACUAUGAAAUCACAGUUAUAAAACAUUCACAUGUAGAAGCAUAGCGACCUUGCCUUGUUUUCAUAAUUAAAGCAUCCAUUGUUUCUCUUUGGGAAUGUUUUCAAACUGAUUUUAUGAGUCUUUUGUUUAUAUUUUAUAAUAUCUUAUCUUCUUAGAUGUAACAAACUGUUAGAAGUAGCUCCCUACAAGAAUUAUGUUUGGAAAAUUUGAUUGUUUGUAUUAGUUCUACAUUUUAAAAUUUAAAAAAAUGAGGUUUUUUUUAUGGAAAGUUCAUGUAAGAUUUAGGUCAACAACUACUAAAUGUUUAAUAUUUCCUGUGCAGAUCUAAAAUCAUUAGUUUGAAACUUAUUAAAUACUUAAUGUCCCACAAUUUACUCAGUAAGUCUAAUAUUUUAUGUACAUGUGUCAUGAUUUGCAAUCAGUUAUUGAGUCUACACAAUUUCAUUACUUCCAUAUAGGUGCCCUGAAUAUUUGAAGGAUUAAAUUUUUUUUUUAAUGUUCAGUCCAAAAAGAUCAAUGGUAUUAA
Molecule: messenger RNA, 20327 nt
Organism: Lymnaea stagnalis (great pond snail)
Lineage: Eukaryota; Metazoa; Mollusca; Gastropoda; Lymnaeidae
Source: the annotation of a GenBank genome assembly